AUGAAGGCGGCAGUGGGGCGGCUGGGCCUGCGGGUGUGCUGGCAGACUGCGGAGUCCGUGCUCCAUCCUGCUGGAGCGGCUCGGGCCUGUCUUCUUGUCCCAGUGAGAACGAAGAAGAAGAGGUUUUCUGUCCCCGAAUGGGCCAGAGAACUGUCUCCUGAAGAGAAGGAGAGGAGACUCAAGUCUUUGGGGACAGUAUUUCCUGACGAACAUAUAGAACGGACUUUCUACUUGGCCUGCACAGCUGAUAUUAUAGACCCUUAUGUCCCUCCUGAGGGCGAUGCCCGCUUGACUUCCCUAUCCAAAGAUGGGCUAAAGCAAAAGAUGGAGAAGCUGAAGCAGACCGCUGCCUCCCAGCUGGCUCUGCGGAAGAUAAAAGAUCAUGAUCCGGAUUUCAGCACUAAAACCUUCCCUGAGAAGGCGCAGGAGAUAUUUAUUGAAGCUCACAAUUGCCUGGCAAAUUUUAACAAGCAGAAACUUCACUCCCUGGUGACAGAGCGCUGCUACCCAGAAAUGGUCCGUGGGAACAGGUACAAGACCAUCCGGUGGAGUUUUGUGGAGUCGCUGGAGCCUCCGAGAGUGGUUCAUGUUCGCUGCGACAGCAUUGUGAAUCGAGGCAACCUGUACGGCCAGGUGACGGUGCGGAUGCACACACGGCAGAUUCUGGCAAUCUACGACCGCUUUGGGCGGCUAAUGUACGGGGGGGAGCAGGUGCCCAAGGACGUUUUGGAGUAUGUCGUGUUUGAGAGGUACCUGGUCAACCCAUAUGGCGCGUGGAGGAUGCACGGCAAGAUCGUUCCAGAGUGGGCUCCACCGAAGGAGCCCAUUAUUAAGACUGUGAUGAUUCCUGGCCCAACCUUGGAUCCCUCAAAAGAGUUUGAAGAAACGAAGUAG
Nipponia nippon (crested ibis) is the source of this 894-nucleotide messenger RNA. RefSeq names its product mitochondrial ribosomal protein L45 (gene MRPL45). Gene Ontology annotation, cellular component: mitochondrion. NCBI's taxonomy places the organism in Eukaryota, Metazoa, Chordata, Aves, Pelecaniformes, Threskiornithidae. The record is from RefSeq and is a predicted model, not a curated record.